GUCGGUCCACAUCACUAUUUACUUUACAUCACCACCUUACACAUUUUACCAAAUCCUCAACCAAUUUAAACAGAGUCCAAUAGAACGAUCUUUCGUUUUCUUUAUUUGGUGUUUUUCAAAAUUAACGGAGAAGAAGACAGACACAGGAUUCAUUCAUGGCUUGUCUUAGGAACAAACUCUGUCUUGUUGCAGGUUUACUUCUCAUCUACCAGAAGACAGUCACUUGCGAUUUCUUAUCUCCUCUUCUCGCUCCUAUGUUUGAUAAUGUAUGCAAUGAAGUGGAAUGUGGAAAAGGGAAAUGCAAAGCAUCUUCGAACACAACUUUUAUGUAUGAAUGUGAGUGUGAAGAUGGUUGGAAGCAGUUUGAUCAUAACCUCAAGUUUCUACCUUGCAUCGCCCCCAACUGUAGCUUUGAUCUAACAUGCGGUGAAGCAGCUUCUCCAGCACAGCCCAAAACGCCUCCCAAAGACAACAAUACUUCAUUUUUCGACGCUUGCCAUUGGGUGGAUUGUGGAGGAGGGUCGUGCAACAAGACAACUGCGUUUGCAUACAGCUGUGAUUGCCGUGAUGGUUACCAAAAUCUCAUGAACAUCACAACAUUUCCUUGCUUUAAGAACUGUGCACUUGGAAUGGACUGUUUGAAUCUUGAUAUUCCUUUGUCAAACUCAUCAUCAUCGUCUUCUCCACCUGCUCUGCCUGAUAGCAGCAAGAAUCAAGCAGCUGGAUUGAAUCUAAGAGGAUCAUCCUUGUGGUGGAUAACUUUUCUGCUCUGUGUCUCUCUAGCACCAUGGAGGCUUCUCUACGUUUGAUCUCUAUUACUUUAGGUUUCAAAUUUGGUGUACAAAUCCUUUAUUAUAGAUGUUGCUCAUGGGUAUCUCCUAUAUAAUAAAACGGAAGUACAUAACCUUUUUUUA
Molecule: messenger RNA, 914 nt
Organism: Camelina sativa (false flax)
Lineage: Eukaryota; Viridiplantae; Streptophyta; Magnoliopsida; Brassicales; Brassicaceae
Source: RefSeq, a predicted model, not a curated record